This is a messenger RNA of Raphanus sativus (radish), 2607 nucleotides long. RefSeq names its product YTH domain-containing protein ECT4. Gene Ontology annotation, molecular function: mRNA binding. The transcript is spliced from 7 exons. Gene Ontology annotation, biological process: mRNA destabilization. Gene Ontology annotation, cellular component: cytoplasm. NCBI's taxonomy places the organism in Eukaryota, Viridiplantae, Streptophyta, Magnoliopsida, Brassicales, Brassicaceae. The coding region runs from base 379 to 2316 and encodes 645 amino acids. The record is from RefSeq and is a predicted model, not a curated record.
AUUAACGUCACCAAAGCUUUUGGGGAAUCCGCCUUUGCGCGUCUUCUGGUUUUCUUUUUUUCUCUCAUUUUGUCAUAAUUUUAUCGAAUCUCUCUUCUUCUCCCCCUCUCUCUCCUCUCAUUCUAGGGUUAGGGUUCCGAUUCUGCAGAGAUUUCUCCCAAUUUUUUAUUGGUCAACUCGUGUUCUCGUAAGCCCUCUCUUCUUAAGCCUUUAUUCGCUUCUUCUCUCUUUAUCAAUUUGAAUCAGUCGAAGAACUUUGGGUAGGCUAAGGCAUGUCCUGAUUCUCCCAAAUUUCUGGUGUUUUUUGUCCAAACUCCAUUGAUACAACAUUCUCUUUUGAUAAGUUAAAAAGAAGAAGAAGAAGAAGAAGAAGAAGCAAUGUAUACCUCCGAGGGAGCCCCUGAUUUUGUUGCUGAACAGGGCUUGUAUUACCCCGUUGAUCCCAAUUAUGCCUAUUAUUGUACAGGUUAUGAGUCACCCGGCGAAUGGGAGAACCAUCAGAUGUUUUUUGGUGUAGAUGGUUCACAACUCCAGUACCAGGGUGGGCAGAAUGAGAAUUCUCCCUAUAUAUACUAUACGCCUAGUUAUGGAUUUGCACAGUCUCCUUACAAUCCCUUCAAUCCUUACAUCCCUGGCGCUGAUUCUCCUUUCCUCCCUGCUUCCCAACAAUACUACCCUCUUCCUCCUUACCAGAAUGUCGCAUCGUCUCCUCCUGCCUUUGUUCCCUAUGCAGCUCACCCUGAUAUCGUCUCCAGUAGCUCGGCUAACCCUUCGGUGGAGACUGGUUCAGCAGCUAACAGGGGUCGGUCUGACGGGAGAGGAUCCAGGAACAGAAAUGCUUCAGCAGCUGAUGGGAUGCAGAGGAAUGCCCCUGCAGCUAAUUCUGUCAACAGAUCCUCCGAGAAGCCACGGCCUAACCCUGGAGGACAAAACAGACCACUAGCAACAGACAAGAGAGUUUCUACCGCAUUUCCGACCCUCCAGGGAAAAGCUAUUUCUGGUAGCAGUCAACCCGCUGACGUUGUUUCCAGUAGCAGAGUCUCGUCAUCUGGACAACUAGACAAUGCUCCACCUGAACGUAAUGGUCUUCCAUCCACUGCUGCAACAAACAAUAACAAUCCCCGUCCCAAGCUGUAUGGUAUGCAUGCAAAUAUAAGUUCAGAUUCAGUCAGUCAACAUAACCGAGGUUCGAGAUCAAAAGUUCCAAGAAAUCAACUUAUUGUUAAAGCUUACACAACAAAAGCUGGAAAUGCUGACGCUGAAGGAAAUAUUGUGAUCGAUCCUAAUCAGUAUAAUAAAGAAGAUCUCCGAAUCGAUUACAGCAAUGCCAAGUUUUUUGUGAUUAAAUCUUAUAGUGAAGAUGAUGUUCACAAGAGCAUCAAAUACAGUGUCUGGUCAUCUACUUUGCACGGGAACAAGAAGUUGCAGAGUGCAUAUGAAGACGCUCAGAGAACAGCCGCCGAGAAGUCUUGUGAAUGCCCAAUAUUCUUGUUCUUUUCUGUCAAUGCUAGUGGUUUGUUUUGUGGCAUGGCUGAGAUGACCGGUCCGGUUUCUUUCGACAAAGACAUGGAUUUUUGGCAGCAAGACAAAUGGAGUGGAAGCUUUCCUGUCAAAUGGCACAUUAUUAAAGAUGUUCCCAAUAGCUAUUUCAGGCACAUCAUAUUACAGAACAAUGAGAAUAAGCCGGUCACCAACAGUCGAGACACUCAAGAGAUAAUGCUGAAACAAGGUCUGGAGGUGCUAAAGAUAUUCAAAGGCCAUGCUGAAAGGACUUCGUUACUAGAUGAUUUUGCUUAUUACGAAAACCGCCAGAGAGUCAUGCACGAUGAGAGAAACAGGUUGCCCUACAGAAGCUUCCUUAGCCCUGUACCAGUACCCAGACCAGAUUUCUCUGAAAGAAACAAGAAAAGCUCUAUGGAUGCCUUCAAGAUACCUUCAGUAACCUCUUCUUCAGAAACCAAGGAGGUUCCUUUGAAAUCAGAUGGGAAUGAGGAGACCAACGCGAAGGAAGGUAUUAAAGAAGAUACUACUACUCUCAUUGAGAAGAAGAUCACCUCUCUCACCGUUAGCCCGACUGAUGAUGACUCCAACCCAACCACUGGUUCUCGCCUCAACCAGAGUCCACCAAAGUCUAAACCAGCCCCCUCUGUCUCUGACAAGAAAACAGAUCCUCCUGAAGUGGUUGUUGAUCCUCUUCUUUCUGAAGACAGUGACACUGUUAAAGUUGGAUCAAUGCCCAUCAAAGUUACCGGGUCUCCUCCAAUUGUAACAGUCGGUACUAUUCCUCUGGACCCCAGCUCACUUCAGAAGAAGUAAGCCCUUGGUUUGGUUUAUUAUCUCAUCUGUCUUCUUUAUAUUUGAUCAUCCUCUGCAUUAUACUCCUGCUUCAUCAUAUAUGCCACAUGUGGUAUGAUGAGAGGCUUCUGUUUAUAUAGCUGAGAGUCUUGACUGGUGACUUGAGAAUUCGCAAUUAUGUCAAACGCCGUAAAGAUUAUCGUUGGUUUGCGGUUAGUGGUUGCGUUUUGGUUAUUUUGGAUUUGACCGGAAAAUUAUUGCGUUUUGAGUUCUCUUCUGUUUUUUUUUUUCCAAUUGUGAAAUUCCCAGUUU